Cryptococcus deneoformans JEC21 is the source of this 3625-nucleotide messenger RNA. RefSeq names its product longevity-assurance protein, putative. Gene Ontology annotation, biological process: ceramide biosynthetic process. The transcript has 3 exons. Gene Ontology annotation, cellular component: membrane. The record is from RefSeq and is a predicted model, not a curated record. Gene Ontology annotation, molecular function: sphingosine N-acyltransferase activity. Lineage: Eukaryota; Fungi; Basidiomycota; Tremellomycetes; Tremellales; Cryptococcaceae. The coding region runs from base 159 to 1244 and encodes 361 amino acids.
AUACCUCUGUCCAUCACCGCCGCGUACCAGUCUUUUUCCUCCUCCAAAAACCACCUCCUCCUCCGCAGCACACAGGUUUGCCAGACACCCACGAGCUGGCUUCGUGGACUGACUGCUCUUUCCCCACGACACCGCACUCCGCACCACAGCGCCCCAGCAUGGCGUGCAACCUCACCACCUCCGCCAUCCCGUCCCUCCUCCACUCCUAUGUCCCACAGUCCCUGCGGCCCUUUGUGACCUUGUCGUAUCCCAUCACAGACCCGCUCGCCCACCCGUCGGCGCAGACACUGUACGACAAGGGCCCGCGAGAUGCCUGCUUCGUGGUCUUCUGGGCGCUGGCAUUCACUGUGCUCCGGGAGGCGGCCAUGAAGGGUGUCUUCUCUCCCUUUAUGCGAAUAUGUCUGCCAAGCCCGCCGAGGGUCAAGGGACAGGAGAGAGAAUAUGCAAAGGCCAGGAAGAAGAGGGAGCAUACCGUCACGCGGUUUGCAGAGCAAGGUUGGAGCUGGCUGUAUUGCUCUAUAUAUUGGACGUUUGGCGUCAUUGUCCUCCGUCAAAAUGCCUCUCCAACAUCUCCCGAGCAGCUCUGGGGCACAUACCCGGUCAUCCCUCUCCCAGCACUUACCAAGUUUUACUAUCUCUCCCAGCUCGGUUGGUGGUUCCACCAGCUGCUCGUGAUCAACUGCGAGAAGCGAAGAAAAGACCACUGGCAGAUGUUUGGGCACCACAUCUUGACCAUUACUUUGAUUGUGGGGAGCUAUGCCAUGAACUUUACCUCGGUCGGUGUCCUUAUCCACUGUCUUAUGGACUUUUGCGACAUUCUCUUACCACUCGCCAAAAUGUUUCGCUAUCUCUCCUUCACCACUCUCUGCGACUUCACAUUCGUCGUCUUCCUCAUCUCAUGGUUCAUCACUCGACAAGUCGGUCUCUUCCUCGUCAUCCGCAGCACCUAUCUCGACUUGCCCAAAUUCAUCCCCUUUGAAUGGACUCCCGAACAAGGCCGAUUCCUUACCUACUGGACACACAUUGGCUUUGUCUCCAUGCUCUCCAUCCUCUGGAUCCUCGCGACCGCGUGGUUUUACAUGGCUUGCAUUGUCGCUAUCCGCGUGGUACGAGGUAUGGGUGCUGAAGACUCGAGAAGUGAUGAUGAGUCCGAAGAGGACGCGUUGGAGCAAGUGCCAGAGAGUGUAGGUACUUCAACUGCGAUCACAUCUGAAGCAGAAGAGGAUUUGCGAAAGCGAAAAUGAUUCUUCAGCGGGGGGGGGGGGUUAUGAUAGAUUUUUUUUUACCUGAGGAAGGUUUUCAAAAACAAAAAAAGAAAGGAUCAGUGUAUACCUCAAAAUAGAUUGGAAAAGUAUCCUCAGUAUCCUCCACUUUUUAACGCAGGGAUGAUUAUCACAUGCAUUAGACGUCAUAUGUAAAACAUGGAGUCUACUUGUAAGUGGUCAAGUGGCUAUACAGUCGUCUCCUUGGUCUUUUUGAACCUGGAAGUGAUUGAUUUGAAGCUACCAAGUCUUGCAGACGCAGCGGGAGUGCCUGGAGCGGGCGUCCUGGACAGUCUGCGACUUGUAGAUGGACCGGCAUCGGUAGGUGAGGGAGCAAAAUGGGCAUGUGGGUGGUUUGGGUCAUUCGCAUGGGUGGGGUGGUGGCUAUGAUGGGAAAGAGCAGAACGAGGUAAAGCCGGAUAGGGUAAUGGAGUUGGCUGGUAAAGCAAUGUGGGUGGGAGAGGUUUGGCUUCAGGUUGAGUAUAGUGUUGAUUCAAAGGGAUAUUGGGUGGCGUGGGACUGUAAAAAGGUUGAACAGAUUGCGGAGGGGCAGCAUUCACGCUUGGAGCGUAGGGAGCGCCCCGUCUGGAAUGCUUUGAGGGCGACGGACUGGCAUAGCGGUGUGAGACUUGGUCGUGGUGCAAAGGGGUAUAGUCCUGUGUGUCAUGGUGGACCGGAGGAGGAGCUUCGAUCGCUCGAGGAGUAUCUUCAACACGGCUCAUCGUUGGUUGUUGCGAUGAUCCAGUCAUGAUCAAGGACCGCCCAUUCGGACUGGGCCAAGUCAAUAAUUCACUAUACGGAACUUUUUGAUGUUACGUUGGACAUAACCAAACCGACUUACCCGACCAUCCUCCCGUUCGGCGCCAGCGCUGCAAACUUUGCAUCUAGCACGGCCGUCUCCUCUGCCGUCCAGGCCGUUCCCUUGCCCACCUGAAACUCGGUCAUACCGGUUGUAACACCGUUUACGGUAGUGGCAGAGGUCGAGACAGAGAAACCAAGAGAUCCAGAGCCUACUAUCUCUCCCGUCAGCGUCGUUGACUGAACCGCGUUUGAUUAGAGAACAUCAUCAUACUGCGAGAAAGAGCUCGAGAAGCUUCCUUUUUGAACGCCAUUUCCAUGUCUGGAGUCAGAGGACCGUUGUACUGAUAGUUUCGCCACUUGCGCAAACAAGGUGAGCCAGGCACUUUGCAUCAAGAUAGUCGACCUACGUGCAUAUUCCUCGCAGGGCUUUCGAAUAUCCUCGGCGCAAACAUGGCUGUGGGUAUAUGGCUGUCAGUGGCGAUUAGAGACAAGUGAGUACGUCGGCACAGCCCUCUCCAGCGGGCCAAUAUAUAGGAGCCAAAGGAGGUGUGUGUGAUAACGGCUUCCUGACGUCAAUGCGAACGUGCUGGAGGCUUCCACCGCGAGUCUCUCCUUUGGAUCCAUAGCAGCGAUGGAAGCAAAAAGGGAAACCCAAGCUAUAUAACCGAAUAACUGGGAAAACCCUACACGCGAGCGGGCGAGUCUCUCGACUGGUGCUGGCAAGGUUCGCGACAGCAGGUGCAUCGUGUGCAUCGCUGUUCUAUGCGUGCCAGGCCGGUCCUUUAGCUAGGACCGUGGUGUGCUGCUGCAAUGCUUGGUAUCAUGAUUACCAAAGCAAGACAGUGGCAGUCAGAAAUCUUUUGCUUCAGAAAUCCACUUCACCAGUCUCCAACGAGAUUCGAACAGCGUCCCCGUCCAGUAUGGUCCAGUGUCAGGGUCCUUUGUGCCGAGUACUGGGCCAUCGAUCUGGCACCGCCCGCGUGAUGGUAGCGCUCUUGUAAAACCACCUAUACAGGGUGGCAAAACCCCAGGGGCACACACAGCUGAGUGCACGGGCCCGUUUCUGUCCCGACGGCGAACAGCAGUUGAUGGGUGUCUCACUGCCAAUUGCCGGGUUCAGAGUAACCGCAGAGCGCAGUUGAAAUACUCAAGCGCGAGUAGGAAUAACAGAUCAUCUAAAGUACAUGCAUACAAGCAGUGGAAGGAUUAUGCAAGACAUACAUACCGACUCUCUAUCAGAAACCUUAUGUGAGUUGUCCGCUGGAGUAAAGACACAGAUAUCAGGAACACACAUACAGCACAUCCACGGCUCUCUCGUAAACCUCUGAUUUCCCCUAGGCAUUUCCGACAGGUGAAGUUGGCUCUUUAUGGCUUGACAGAACUACACGUUUGAGCUCUUCCAUCGCCUUCGCUUGUGUACGACUAAGCAGACAUAAGUUGAACUGAUCGUUCUUUUGAUAUGGACCACACUUACGACAUAUGUAACGCUUCUCCAACAUGAUGUAGUUCGUUAAUGAUGACGUCGACGUCCUCAGAAACUAGUUCACAAGCUGCUUCGCACA